Molecule: messenger RNA, 486 nt
Organism: Leptosia nina
Lineage: Eukaryota; Metazoa; Arthropoda; Insecta; Lepidoptera; Pieridae
Source: the annotation of a GenBank genome assembly
AUGAAUUUUAUAUCAAAACCUAUUUACAACCACGCAAAACUAUUGAUGCUCCUAAGUUUUGUAUGCAUAAUAGCCCUCGCCGGUUUGCUUCGGAUCAAAUCCGAAUCGUGGAUAACAAACAAAGUUCAAGAGACAAGCCCCAUUCAAUACGAGUCCGAGAUAAAUGCGACUGUACCGGAACCGAGGAAAACGAGAAAAGAAUACCUGUACCGCCUUUUGACAAAUACGACCCGUUCCCUCAUACAAAUGGAAAUAAAAGCCAGGAGACUGGAGGAAAAUAUGCGUAGGAUUAAGGAGAAGACUGCUGAUUUAUUGUGGAAAAAUAAGGACAAAGCGCUGUGGCAAAUUUUGUUUAAGAAUAUAAGCAGGCAGAUUUCAAUUCGGCACGAAUUCCACCAGCACUCGAGUCUGCGACGAAUUAUGCAAGAUGAACACGCGCACAAACACAAAAACGGACUUCGCAGUGUAAUGACACGUAAACGAUGA